UUUAGUUGUUGCGCUGUGUUUCUCUUCAGUGUCUGCUUUUCUUCCCUUGACCGGAAAACACAACAGCGACGGUUUUUCACCGUUCCAAAGUGACAAUAUGCUUUCAGGUUCAACCACUGGGAAUUACUUGCACCGUAGAGCCCCAAUUCUCUACAAAGGACCAAUUCCUGGAUUGAGAGGAGAGAAGUUGCAAUUAUCCAGCGUAAGAUUCUGUCUGAAGUAUAAAGUUUCCUGCAAAUUUACUGACUUGGGAAGUGAUUCAUGCUUGUCGAAGGCACUUCAAAAGAGUCAACCUUUGGUUAAGAUGUGUGGCAUUACAUCUGCUAAAGAUGCUGCUAUGGCAGCUGAAGCUGGUGCAAAUUUUAUUGGAAUGAUCAUGUGGCCUAAUUCAAAACGUUCUGUUUCACUUCCUGUUGCAAAGGAGAUAUCUAAAGUUGCAAGAGAUUAUGGAGCAAAGCCUGUGGGAGUAUUUGUGGAUGAUGAUUCGGAAACAAUACUAAGAGCUUCUGAUGCAUCAAACCUUGAAUUUGUGCAGCUUCAUGGAUAUGGUUCUCGGUUAGCUUUUCCAUCUAUAAUUCAGGAAAAUCGUGUAAUAUAUGUUCUCCAUGCAAAUGAGGAUGGGAACCUUUUAAAUACAAUUUCUGAUGAAGAGUGUUCUCUAGUUGAUUGGGUUCUUGUAGAUAGUGCAAAGGGUGGCAGCGGUAAAGCAUUUGAUUGGGCCCAGUUUAAACCACCAAAAAUUAGAAGCAAGCAUGGUUGGCUCUUAGCAGGAGGAAUCAAUCCUGAGAAUGUUUCUGAGGCUGUGUCUACUCUAAAACCUGAAGGAGUGGAUGUCAGCAGUGGCAUUUGUGCAUCAGAUGGCAUCCAGAAAGAUCAAUCUAGAAUAGCUUCCUUUAUGAAUGCAGUGCAUUCUGUUCUGUAUUGAUGCACCUUAAACUAUUAUAAACCUCAAGAAAGGAAAUGUUGUGAUUGGGAAAUAUCCUCAUGAUGUCGUUACAAUUUUGUUUUCAAAUCCAAUUGUAUCCCUGAAUGAAGUUCUUCCUUGGUAGGAGCUGUUUUCUAGGCAUGGGAGUAUUGUAAUGGUUGGUUGGAGUAC
Messenger RNA from Abrus precatorius (Indian licorice), 1096 nucleotides. RefSeq names its product N-(5'-phosphoribosyl)anthranilate isomerase 1, chloroplastic-like. The record is from RefSeq and is a predicted model, not a curated record. Gene Ontology annotation, biological process: L-tryptophan biosynthetic process. The transcript is spliced from 5 exons. Gene Ontology annotation, molecular function: phosphoribosylanthranilate isomerase activity. Bases 98 to 925 code for a protein of 275 amino acids. Lineage: Eukaryota; Viridiplantae; Streptophyta; Magnoliopsida; Fabales; Fabaceae.